This is a messenger RNA of Hydractinia symbiolongicarpus, 762 nucleotides long. RefSeq names its product protein Hikeshi-like. Gene Ontology annotation, molecular function: nuclear import signal receptor activity. The coding region runs from base 113 to 718 and encodes 201 amino acids. Gene Ontology annotation, cellular component: cytosol; nucleus. NCBI's taxonomy places the organism in Eukaryota, Metazoa, Cnidaria, Hydrozoa, Anthoathecata, Hydractiniidae. The record is from RefSeq and is a predicted model, not a curated record. Gene Ontology annotation, biological process: protein import into nucleus. The transcript is spliced from 3 exons.
AGUUUAGUUUUUUAUUUAGGCAAAUCUUUAAUACUAGCUCAGUGUGUUGGGUAUUCCGUCAGAUUCUUUUUUGUUUAGAGGAAUAAAAAAUUGUUAUGAGAAGAUUUACAUCAUGUCAACCCCACCUAUGUUUGGUUGUGUUGUCCCUGGAAGACUAGUGCAGUUUGACGCCCAACAAGUUAGUGAAACUCAAGUCAUCUUCAAUUUACCUUGUUGCGAUCAAAUCAACCAUGUAGCUCUGUUUCUAACUGGCAGUCAACCUCUACCUGAUGGCUGUGCGGCGGCGAUAUACCUGUGCUGGCCUAAACCAACACCAGCUUGGUUUAUGUUGGGACAUAUCUCAAAUGACAAACCAAGUGUGAUCUUUAAAGUAGCCAAGCCGAAAGAAACUGGUCUUCAAAAUCUGUUUGCGGGAUGGCAGCCCGUGACUUCAAACGAUGCUAUGGCCCAAAUCGGCAUUUCUCUUGAGCCGAUGGCAGAAGUUGCAGGAAAGACACCGGUUGUCAAUAGCGACGCUUCCACCGUGAAUUCGUUUGUAGAAUUUACCCAAAAGAUGUUGACGCACGUGUUUAAUUUCUGUUCGUCUUUCGCGCAAACACAAGUCGAGAUGAGUAUGCAACCAAACGAAGUGUUCGUGCCGCUGAGUGCUCUUCAAAAAUGGUACGAAACAUUUCAACGCAAAAUGACGAUGGAUCCGACUUUUUGGAAAAAUCUAUAGAAUUUAUUUGUAAUUUUUUUUUAAACGUCUUAUUAUUCUAUUAA